UUGUGGGUUACACUGCUUCUCAUUCAACAGGGAUAUACUCUGAUUCCAGUGAUCAGUGUUCAACCUGGUGAACCUGCAACCUUCACAUGUGCUUUACUCGAUAACAUGUUAAGCGCUCAAAGAGUUCAAUGGUUCAAGCAGAGUGUAGGAAAUACUAUGAAAUUUAUUGUAUCAGUGGAGAAAAACAUAAAACCCCAGUACAGCCCAGACUUUUCUGAAUCUAGAAUAGCUGUACAUAUUGAUGGGAAAUUUAGCAAUUUGACGAUUUUGAGGACGAAUCCAGAAGAUGAGGGAAUGUAUCACUGUGGAAUAUAUCAUAAUUAUAUGAUGAAUACUUGGAAUGGGACCUAUUUGUCACUGAAAGGGAAAACAGCAUCAGACUACACUGUUGUGCAGCGGCCGACAGUAUCUGAUCCAUUACGUCCAGGAGACUCCAUGUCUCUCCAGUGUUCACUUCUGUCUAACUCUGACAAAAAGACGUGUCCAGGAGAUCACAGUGUUUACUGGGUCAGGGUCGGCUCACAUGAAUCUGAUCCAGGAGUCAUUUACGCCGAAGGGAACAGACAAGAUGGAUGUAACAAUGACACUCAGUCCUCUCCAAAGAGCUGCCUUCACCACUUUUCUAAAACCAUCCACUCAUCUGAUGCUGGGACUUACUACUAUUACUGUGCUGUGGCCACAUGUGGACGGAUAUUAUUUGGAAAUGGAACGAGAAUACAAAUCGAAACCAGCAUACAGUCACAGAAGGAAAACAUCACUUUUGUUCUGCUGUGUACCAUUCUGAGUUUAUGUCUGAGUGUUAUAACCUUCUACAUCUGCAGCAUCAUGAAAGGAAAAGGCAACUGUUGCAGUGGUGCUGUUACCCCGGACAAAAUAAGCCCUGGGCAGAAAAGUCAUCACAGAUGUGACGAUACUGGGAUUUAUUCUGCUGCCGUCUUUACUGUGGUGAAAAGUGGCGGUGAUGGAGGAAGGAAAGGAAAAUUAACAGAAAGACAGAAGAUUUACGCUGCUGUCAAGGCUUUUGGACUGGAUUAGGAAUUUUACAAAAUUGUUUGGAAACAGUUUGUACCAUAUCAAGUUCAUGUUUAUGAGCCUGAUAACGGUUAAAUCACAUAUUAUGCCUCCCUAUUAGGAAGUGUGUGUACUCUGUAUCAUGUUAAAUUAGAUGCAGUACAUUAACAUCACUAGUUACUUUGUUCUGGCUGAGGUCCACACGUUCCUUAUGUAUAUACAGUUAUAUUCACAUCUCAGAUACAGAUGCUUUUUAAUCAAUAUCUGUUAUGAAUAAAAGAUCGGUAUUGGUCGACUGAAAUUUUAAGCUUUGCAUACAUGUGUAAGAGAUCUCUAAAAGUCAAAUAUACAAGCUUUAGUCUGAUUUGAAAACUCCAUUUAUAAUGCUUUUUCUUGCUUUCCUGAUGAACCCGUGUGAGUUAAUGUUCAUUAAAGGUAAUUUGCGAUUUUGCAUAUUCAAAAUACAGUAUAAUAGCCUCUGCUUAUAACUUGUGAAUAAGUAUAAAUACAUUAUGUCACUGCAUAAUCAGGUAAAUAAUAAAGUUUUGAC
This is a messenger RNA of Sphaeramia orbicularis (orbiculate cardinalfish), 1561 nucleotides long. RefSeq lists its product as uncharacterized. The record is from RefSeq and is a predicted model, not a curated record. The transcript is spliced from 6 exons. Lineage: Eukaryota; Metazoa; Chordata; Actinopteri; Kurtiformes; Apogonidae. Gene Ontology annotation, biological process: response to bacterium. Bases 106 to 1035 code for a protein of 309 amino acids.